Messenger RNA from Onychostoma macrolepis, 928 nucleotides. Its product is annotated as ankyrin repeat and SAM domain-containing protein 1A-like. Lineage: Eukaryota; Metazoa; Chordata; Actinopteri; Cypriniformes; Cyprinidae. The record is from RefSeq and is a predicted model, not a curated record. The transcript has 4 exons. The coding region runs from base 494 to 823 and encodes 109 amino acids.
UUAAUUUACUUUUGUAUUCACAUGGUAUGUCCAGAAUCUGUCCAGCAGUAAACACUAAAUUACUAAUGAAUAACUAAUAAUAAAGUUGUGUACUCUUACUAAAGUGCUGUGGCAGUACCAUAGUAAUGAUUUGCGCACCCUUAUUCUUGUAUAUUUAUGUAUAAACUAAAAUAACAGUACCGUUUUCCAGUUACGCAGAUCAAAAUUUCUCAGAAGAUGACCCCACUACUUGCAUCACAUAAAAUGAGAAACCAGGCCCACCAUCCCGUGUGAGAGUCUCAGUAACCUGAUUAGCCAGCCUGUCAGUAAUAAUAAGGCCAGGUCUUGGAUCUAGGACCCGUCGCUGUGUCAGCUAGUGUGAGAUGACAAGAAAGACUGGGAGAACUAUAACCACAACGGGAGACAAAGGAGUAAAGAGGAUUCGUGUCCAGACCCCCAGACAGACCCCUGCUUUGCUGUUCCAGACAGAAAGACCCACAACGCCAAGCCAGGAAUGUCCAAUCCCGCACCAGACGCUCAGGCCCGUCCGGACCAGACUGAGAGCGAUGGGUCGUCUGAACCGUCACCCCAGGCUUUGAGGAAGCCACCUGGGCAUCUAAAGUUGGCACACAGCCUUUCUAAAUCAGACUCCGACCUGCUGGCUUCCCCUCAUUGUGAGGACGACGGGCCUCUUGGUGGCCGGAGCGAAUCCUUGUCCAACUGUGUUGCUGAGAGGAAGGAAAUGGAGCAGAUGCCCUCGUUUGCCUCCGAAUGGGACGAGGUCGUGGGUGGGAAAGGAACUCUGGCAGUGCGUACGGUUGAGAGAGAAGAGAGGGAGUCUUGACAGUAUCAGCGCCAGUGGCUGAAUGCUGAACGCUUGGCUGGGCCCAUCAGUCCUUCUGCUGCUCUAUGCUGGCCGCAGCGCACGGGGCUAAUUGGGCCUUAACUG